Molecule: messenger RNA, 1559 nt
Organism: Bradysia coprophila
Lineage: Eukaryota; Metazoa; Arthropoda; Insecta; Diptera; Sciaridae
Gene: slim
Product: scruin like at the midline
Biological process (GO): positive regulation of stress-activated MAPK cascade
Molecular function (GO): protein binding
Source: RefSeq, a predicted model, not a curated record
UGUCCUCGAAUUUUUUUAAGGUAUUUUGCAAGAACCACAGCAUCACAGUUAUUGCCGAAAUUAUUUUUUUUAAUCAAUUGAAAUGAAAAAAAUUCAAGCACUCACGAAUUUGAAUAAUCGUCGUGUCGAUGCAUUCUUUGUAUAAUGAAAAUCAGUUUUUACACAAUAAUUUUUGCUCUAUUAAAAGUGUAUGAAUUUUACCAAUAUUGGAAGUUAUUGAUGUCGAACUCAUUUGUUUCGUUCAAUCGUAAUAAAAAAUUGAAAAUGACGAUGUACACAUUUCGCCCUUACGAAUUAGUGAAAGUGAACUAUAAAUGUUAUAGAGGCUUAUUCGAUAAGGGAAUCAAUAGUUAUCCGAGACCACGCAGCGGUCAUCGCAUCGUCUGUAACGAUUCAGAUUUAUACUGUUUUGGUGGCUUUAAUCCCAAUGUCGAAGGGCCAGACCGAACUUUAUACCUAUUUCAAGAAUUGUGGAAAUUCGAUUUAUUCACAAAGAAAUGGAGUUUGGUCUAUUCAAAUACAGUCGAAGGCAUGCCCGAAGAAUUGGCGUCGAAUGCUGUGAUUUUAAAGAAUAAUAUGUUAAUAGUAUUUGGUGGCACAGGCUAUCCAUUCGGAACAUCGUGCUCAAAUAAAUGCUACUUGUUAAUGCCACACAAUAAACGACCCAAAGCUAUUGCUGCGUUGGAAACAACUGGCGAUCGACCAGUACCACAGUAUGGUCAAGCUGUGGUACUACACGACGAUUACCUUUAUGUGGUUGGAGGAACAACCGGCUUUGAAUAUUCAUGUGAUGUGUACAGAUUACAUCUCGUAUCGAAAGUGUGGGAAUGCAUUUCCGUGUGUCGAGAGGAUAUCCGCGAAGACCCGAAAGGCCGUUAUCGACACGAAAUUGUUGCCGACGAUACGUACAUUUAUGUCUUAGGUGGUGGUAAUGCCGAAACAGCCUACAGUCUGGAAUACAUACCAGUGUUUAGUUUUGAAUUGCAACAAUGGACGGUUUUACACUCGAAACCUGACCCGAGUCUUCCACCACCCGGCUAUCCGCAAUCACGAAAAUGUCACUCGUGCGUACAGUAUGAAACCGACCACGGCAUCGAAGUAGUGAUUGCUGGUGGAUUUUUUGAAGACUUAGAAUUUUUCGAUGAUAUUUGGAAAUUGAACUUAAGCACAUUGCAAUGGACACUGUUUAAGACCGCAACGUUACCGCAUCCGUUGUACUUUCACGAUGCAGCCACUAGUGGCAACGGACUAAUGCAUAUCUUUGGUGGUGUUGAAGUGAAGGGCUUGGAAAACGAUCCACACAAUGAAGUUUAUGAAAGUGAAAGAACUAAUGAAGUGUAUUCAAUGUGGACGACUAUACCAAAACUAAGUGAAAUCUGUUGGCAGGCCGUGCUGCACUACAAUCCAACCCUGCCAUCGUAUUCAUUAAAUCAACUUCUUGAGAUGGGUAUAUCAUUGAAGUUUGCGAGUCGGAUUAGUCGUCAUUCGAAAAUUGAGUGCGAUGGAAAUUUAUAAUUUUGCUCUUUGUUUGACAUUAAACAAUUGAAAUUCGAAUUUAG